AAAAAAUAAAAACGGAUGUCGUAAAUGGCAAUAUUUUCCCAAUAUAUAUAAUAAGUUCGUAUUUGCGGUUGACGAUGCAAUAUAGUAAUUUUUACCGGAAGGAGGAAGCUACACAUGUCACGUGUUUUUUAUUUUAUUUUCGCUAAAUAUGUUUGUCACGUCUUCUGGUAGCCGAAUAUUAUCCUUGAUGACAUUAUAGAUAUUAAUAUGUUGAGGACGUAAGAAUAGAAACGGAAACAUAAAUAAAGAAAAUAAGGCAAACUCAGUAGAAAGGUAUGGAAUGAGAGACAAAUGUUUCGCAAACGCCAUUAAUAUAAUGUACACGGUAGCGGAGCAUAUGCAUAAUUAGCGAGACGGGAACAAUCAGUGACAAUAACAAGUCCACUAACACGCAUCUCAUAUUCUUUCUAUUAUUCAUAUUGGCCCUUGUCCUUAGUAUUACAGCGCCAUCUAGAUAUGUAUAGAACUUUUCAAUUGAGCACAUUUUUCCAAGGCAAGCCGUCGAUGAACGAUGAAAAACUUUAAUAACACAGAAGAUGGAAACAAGAUAAAAAGUUUACUUUAAUUGUAAAAGCUACUAUUUUUGGAUAGUUGAUAGAAGAUUAUAAUAGCAACGGCAUCCGCAAAGAACGCUCGUGUGGGCGAAGAGGCAACAAACGAAAAGACUCGCAAGAAAAAGGAAAUAAGAAAUCUAGGGUGAAGGAGGUGAAAAUAGUAGGACAAAUUACGAAAGGGAGGAUAGCUUUAAGUAGAUAGAACGCAAAUAAUAGUUAUUGUAGAAAGGAUAGCCAAACUAAAGAAAGGUGUAGACAAGAGUAGGGAUAGCUAGGUGGAAACGGGAAGUAGACAAAAAAGAGGAAGAAUAGAGUGAGAGAGAGAGAGAAGAAGAAGAAGAAGAAAUCUAUACAGAGCGGGACGAGUAAUGAACGGAAAUAAAUUGUAUUUUGGCAAAGUUUUCUGUCUACUUUUCGUCUGCCUAUUUGCAGGUAAUUUUUGCAAUUCUGAUAAAGUAUUUUUUUUUAAUAUUUACUAACGACGGCACGUUAUUCUAUGCACCGUUGCAGGUGCGUCGUUGCAGUAGAAAUUUUUUCACUUUUGAUAUUAUGACCUUAUGCCCUUUAUUUCCUCGAACAACCCAAUUUUCUUCCCUUUUGCUCUCCUUUUACAAUUCUUUUUUUCUCCUUUUCCACUUACUCCCUUCUUCCUCAGUUCUCUUUCACUAAACCUUCUACCUCAUUUUGUCCUUCCGACCUCCCCCUUGCUCCCUUUUCUCUUUUUGCUUUUUUUCUUUUCCUCACUUUCAUAAAGAGGAUUAAAAAGGCGCUCGACUCAGGUGUUUCAACGUUUUCUCUUUCGCACCUGCUAUUCGUAUACGGCGCAUGGUAAUAGGCUUAUAUCAUGUACUUCUAAUAUUCGACUUAACGAUGUAAACGUUCAUUAAUCACGUAAUAACGCCGCCCUACAAAGCAGCGAAAGGAAAGAACAUUGAUCGGUAUGCAUUAAGACGACACGCGUAUGUAGUCUGUAUGUAUAUGGAUAAAAUAGACAAACUAACUACAUAUGUAAAAGACUACACUUUCAUGUGUUUCAUUAUUGAAAAGGAUUAGGCGUAUAUUUCUCAAAAUAAAAAAUUAAGAAUCUCGAACAUGCCCUUGAUUGCUUAUAUAUCACUAAAUAGUAUUUACUUGUUAGUAUAAUACUAUGAUUAAGUGAUAUCCCUAGGGACUACCUUCCGCUUCCAACCUUUUAAAUAAGGAGCUAAAAGAUUGGAAAAAAGGGUUAUUUUUAAAUUAAAAAAAAAAAAUACGAAGAGACGACAAGGGUUUAUCGGUAGACGUCGGCGCACCUGCGGCGUCUCUCGUAUUUAGCACUCGCCUAAUUGACUUCCUGUGCAUAUUUGGAAUGUUCUCGACGUUGCUGUCGGCUAAAUACGUAGAUAUAUAUAUCUAUAUAUAUAUAUUAUAAUAUAUAGUAUAUUUAUAAAUGAGAUAGUAAUAUGCUGAAAACGUCUGUUAUUUGUCUAGAGCGUAAGAAGGUUUGCGAAGGGGAUUCUGUAGAAUUAUCCUGUCCUCAGAGCGAGAUUAUAGUAAUAGAGGGAGCCGAUUUUGGAAGGAAAAUUGUUGACCAGAUUUGCGUUACAGUGAACUUUGGUCACAUUGGAUGUGGAAUAGACGUCACCGAUUACUUGCAUGAAAAAUGUUCAGUGACGUCUCUAGACUCUAACUGUUCUAUGAAGGGAUCGUUAAGCGAGGGUUGGCUCUCUUGGAAUCCUAAUCGAAGGCAAAGAAACCGAUUUUGCAAAGUAAAAUUAGGCAGAAAAGGGGGUACUGGAAUGAAACUAUCUGUUUAUCGAUCAAGAACCGAUCUUGACUGUGAACAGUCUCCGAGAGUCUUUCAAUCUGAUUCGAGUGUAGAGCCAUUGUGUAAAAGGGGCGAUAUAAACAAGCAAGUGUUCGUUUUCAAAUCUAGUCAAAUCCGUCUUGAGCUACAAUAUUCCCAUGCAUCUUUAAUUCUCCAUUAUGAAGUUCUAGGCUGCGGUUCUCCUCCAAUUCCACGUCACGCAACAUACGAGAUAACCUCCGCUGGCCAAAUGGCCAAGUUAAAAUGUGACCAUGGAAAAGAAGAGGAAUGGGAAUUAACAUGUGUUGGUAGGGAAUGGCGAGGAACAGCACCGAUCAACUGCUCACAUCCCUCUUCUUCCGAUGGAAAAUUCAUUAAUCCAAACCAACCGUCCGUUCCUCCAUCUCUUAUCGCUGCAGUAUCGAUAGGGCUUGUUAUAGCGUUUAUAUUGCCUUUGGGUGUUUUAUACGUGUUGAAAAAGCGUUUUAAGAGGCGGAAUCGUUCUAACGAAACGAUGGUUCAUCAUUAUCACUACAACAAUGGCGAAGAUAAAUCUUGCUUCCUGACGCUCAAUCCCAAAAAGGAAUACGAAGAGAUCAUCCUUAAAGACGGUUCUUGCACCGUUGUUCGUAUACCAGCGCCAUCUGCUGAACAGGCUCCGGACGUUUGCGGCGAAGAAGCUCAUUAUGGGUUUAAUAGACGCCCAGUUUGUCCUUACGACCAUUUUAAAUUAGACACGAAAAAUAACGAAGAAAAUUCGUAUAUGAGGGUCAAAUUUACAGAUGUUAAUAGCGAUCAAUUGUAG
This is a messenger RNA of Dimorphilus gyrociliatus, 3145 nucleotides long. Lineage: Eukaryota; Metazoa; Annelida; Polychaeta; Dinophilidae. The record is from the annotation of a GenBank genome assembly.